AUGGCCACUACACAGCAGGAAACACAUUUGAAGCCGAAUCGGACGCGCUCUGCUGGAGUCAAGAGACAGCGAGCGGUGGAGGUACAAAGACCACGGAAGACUUUGCGCUUAGACGACUCACCUGAGGAGCUCGCGGUCUCGAAAGCAGGCGAAAGGACCGACUGCUACAUCUCUGGAUGUGACGACCGAGGAGAGACAAGCCUGCAAGUCAGCCCAAAGACCUCUCCUCCGAGACAGACAACAGCGCAGUGCCACCGAGUACCACAAAGCAAUUGCGCCAAAGGCCGUCGUAAUCUGCAGCGACCGCCAGCUGAGGAAGACCACUUGGCGCCGAAAACAUCCACUCGUUCGUAUGAGGACGAGCAACAUCCCAUUGCAUAUUGGGCGCUAAGCAAUCAAUGGCCUCGUAGCUACAUCAACAACUCUAAAGAUAUGGAGGAUAUACUCGCGCGGAAAAGGUCACUGUCUUCCCGGAGCAGGAAGAACUCGGACGCAGACUCAGCACCCACUGGGUCGGUUAAACCGAGCGAGCAGCAGACUGCCGAAUACAGGAGACCAGAAUAUAAAGAGCUCUUGAGGACGCGGAAUGUAUUCAUGGAAAAGUCUGCCGUCGGUGUUGGAGAUCCAGGCAAGACGCUCUGCGGGAAACUUCUCAUCGAUGAGCAGAUCGCUCCUCCUGGUACGCUUUUUGAUGAUGACAUAUUUGAAGAUACUUGUAAGAUGGUGGAGGACCGGAACGAAGCGAAGGUCAUUCAGGAUAUUGCACGGCUCGUCGUUCCGUCGGCGGAGACCAUGGCCAUUCGCGGCACGACAAUACAAAAAGGCUUGGUCGAGAGCGUCAAUGAAGGAUGGAACAAUUGCAUUCCUAUCACCAAAACGCGGCCUCAGCCAGACUAUGCGGUCGGCUUCCGCCGGCGUGCAUUCACGCAGGAUCAGCUCGAUAGGAUGAAGCCCAUUGUCGGCGACUUUGACGACCAGUCUUAUUUCAUGGCUUCAUGGUACAUGUGCUUUCCCUUUUUGACCUGCGAGGUCAAGUGCGGCGCCGCGGCUCUUGACGUUGCAGAUCGCCAGAAUGCUCACAGCGCGGCGAUUGCGGCGCGCGCCGUGGUAGAGCUGUUUCGAGUGGUGAAGCGUGAGAAGGAGCUGCACCGAGAGAUUCUUGCCUUUUCUAUUUCACACGACCACUCGACAGUCAGAAUCUAUGGACACUACGCCGAGACCGAUGCCGCCGAGACAAAGUACUAUCGCCAUACCAUACACAAAUACGACUUCACUGCGUUGGAUGGCAAAGAGAAGUGGACAGCCUACAGGUUCACCAAGAAUGUCUACGACCACUGGAUGCCCGUACACUUCAAAAGAAUCUGCUCGGCCAUCGAUCAGAUUCCGGCUGGCAUCAGCUUCUCCGAGUCACAGUCCGAGCUUCAUUUCUCCGAGCCAACUGGGCUGUCGCAGGACAUGAGUGUGUACAGUGUGGCACGGUCAAGCGAGGGUUCCGUGUCUGCACAAGUUGAGCAUGCUACGACGUCAAGCAUCGGCCAAGGUACGACUGCUACUCCUGGAACUUCUGUUGAUGGAGGUGCUGUGUUCAAGAAACCACGGAGGGGGAAAGGAACACGAGGGUGA
Molecule: messenger RNA, 1623 nt
Organism: Recurvomyces mirabilis
Lineage: Eukaryota; Fungi; Ascomycota; Dothideomycetes; Mycosphaerellales; Teratosphaeriaceae
Exons: 3
Coding region: 1-1623 (540 amino acids)
Source: RefSeq, a predicted model, not a curated record